AUGCUUACGGCGAUGAGUGGCGUGGACCCCAACGACCCGGGAUCGCUGGACCUGCCCGUUCCCGACUUCACCCGACAGAUGGCCCAGCAUAAUCAUCCACCGCGGAUUGGGCUGCCGCGUGAAUACUUUGCCGAGACCGCAACCGCGGAGGUAUGGGCGCAUACCAAGCAGGUGGCCCAACGGUUGGCUGAUGCCGGCGCGGAGAUCGUGGAGUUGUCGCUACCCGACACCUUCGCCUCGUGCCACAGCGCCCAGCGUAUAGUCAUGCACGUGGAAUGUGCCGCCUACCACGAACGAUUCUACCGAGAACGGGCCGACGAUUACGGCCCGCGCAUCCGCUCCGCCAUCGAAAUGGGUUUGAUAAUGCCGGCUUCCAAGUACAUCCAGGCGCAGCGGUUGCGGCGUCAGUUCCGCGACGACAUGGUGGACAUGGUAAGGCAGGUCGAUGUCGUCAUGACACCGGCCACCGUUUCACCCGCGCCCAAGGACCUCAACACCACCGGCGACGCCGCCUUCCAGGUGCCCUGGACCUCCAGCGGUUUGCCCACGGUUGUCGUGCCGUCCGGCCUGAGCGAAUUGGGCCUGCCCAUGGCCGUCCAGUUCGGCGCCCUGCCCUACGAGGAAGGCAAGCUGUUGGGCGCGGCCCAAUGGUGCGAGCAAGCAUUGGGAGUGUCCCUAUGUCCGCCCGGGUAUGAUUAG
Messenger RNA from Geodia barretti, 699 nucleotides. NCBI's taxonomy places the organism in Eukaryota, Metazoa, Porifera, Demospongiae, Tetractinellida, Geodiidae. The record is from the annotation of a GenBank genome assembly.